AUGAAAGAUGGUAAACCCGACAAGCGCUCCAGUCAGACAUUUACAGUUGUAGUGAGUUGCAAAUACGCCCCAAUACGCUAUCUGGGAGCUUCCUUUCAAUUCCAAAAGAAAUGUAGCAGUCGCAGAAACGAUGGUUUCAUUGAGCUAGAAACUUGGGACUGA
Molecule: messenger RNA, 162 nt
Organism: Dovyalis caffra
Lineage: Eukaryota; Viridiplantae; Streptophyta; Magnoliopsida; Malpighiales; Salicaceae
Source: the annotation of a GenBank genome assembly